AUGUCGGAAUUCGACUCCAGACCCGUCGCAUCACGGGGCAGAAGCUCUACCAGAGGUGGUCGUGCCUCGCAUCCUAGAGGCGCUCCUCGUCAAUCUCAAAACUCUUCCAACGCAAACUCAUCGUCGGUGCAGUUCGACGAUGCCUUUGACGAACAGGGCGAGUUGGGCAAUAUGAAGAAAACUUACUCGACUCAAUUGAGCUUUAUGCGCGACAUGUUCCCAGACUGGACCGACGACGAUCUAGUCUUUGCCAUUGCAGAGGCCGAUGGCGACGUUCAGAUUGUCAUUGAUAGAAUUACUCAAGGUCCGUCGCUGCUCUCACACAAGUCUUCGCACACCCUGCUAACCACCCGCUACCCCACAGGCAACGUUUCGCAAUUCGCCCAGGUCCCCAAGAAGGGCAAGGAUAGAGCGCGCUCAAAGGCCAAGGAGACCUCAGCCGCCGCUGGCGCAGAUCAGGCCACCACCCCGCUGCGUGGUGGCCGUGGAAGAGGUGGCUUUGAGAGCUCCAGAGGUGGCAGAGGUCGCGGCACCGACCGCGGUCGUGGAGGUUUCCGAGGUGUCCGUGGUGGACAUGCCGCUGGCACCGACUCUUUCCCCAAAGACACGGCCGCUGUGUCGGUUCCUACCACAGAGUCUCCUGCUUGGGACAACGUCGCUGCCGAACCUGCCGCUCCGCUCGCUUGGGACACCCCGGCUACCACUGAAUCAGGCGCAUGGGGCAAUGCCACCGCCGCCGACACAACCCCGACCGCUGCUCCUGAGGUCGCAAAGACCGCUGCGCUUCCUGAAAGCUCGGGCAAGAAGACAUGGGCUAGUAUGUUCGCCAAGCCUAAGCCUCCACCUGUACCUGUUGUUCCAAAGCAACCUACCCAAGCUGCAGCCCCUGCCGCCGUGGCCGAACCUACACCUGCUCCUGCAGAGUUGACAGAAAAGACCGAGUCUGCAUCCACUAUUCCCCAAAACACCGUUUCCGAACCCACACAGCAGCUCGAGCCCGAGGUCGCACCAGCAGCCGUCGAGGAACAACCCACAGAAAUCGCCCAAACCGAGACAGCUAUUGCUUCUGAGCCUUCGCCAGCAGCUGCUGAGCCCUCUGCUUCCGCCGAGGCCGAUCUCUCAUCCGCACACGCUCCUUUGACCGAGGACAACCUUGAGCACCUUCCUGACACUUCGAUCAAGCCCGCGACCCAGACUGUCGCUAGCACUGUUGGCUCAAUCGAUCCUCGCGUGGCCACCCCUGCCACUUCUCAACAAGCCCCCAUUGGCCGUCCCCCCAUGGGUGGUUACGCAGCCAGCGCAUACAGAGCUGCUGGCACACCUAACCGCAACUCAAGCUACCAGCGUAGAGUGCUCGAGCAGCAAGAGGCUGUUGUCAUGCCCGGUCACAACGCAGUCGACAGAGCUGCAGUACAAUUCGGUAGCAUGGGCUUGAACGGUGAACCCGAUAGCCUUGACGUGGAUGAGGAGAGAGAAGAGCCCGAGACACGCACUCAGCCUCCUCAGCAAUCCCCUCCUUCUCAACCCAGAGCUUCGCUGCCUCCUGCCCCCAGACAACCUGCUCUCUCUCAAGAAUCUUCAAUCCACGAGAACGUUCCUACUCCCAAGCAGGCUCCUGGACUUCCUCCUGUCCCUCAGCAGUCCUUCGGCGGUCAUCAGGAUGCUUCGCCUAUUGGCUCCCUUCCUCAGGAAUCUUCGCAGUCUCAGGGCUACGGACAGUACAGCCGCUACGGUCAGAGCGGUAUGCAGCAACCUGAUAUGAGCGCUCAGUCCCAGAAGUCGUUCGAUCCUUUCAGCCACCAAGCUCCUUCCACUGCCUACGACCACUACAGCCAGCACUCAGCUCAGCAGCACCAGCCAUUCGGUGGUUUCUCAUCUGCUCCUUCCGACUACUCUCAAUACUACACCGCCGACCAGCAGAGAAACGCUUACCAGAGCUACUACGGCGGCUCAUAUGGUCAACAGGCCUCGCAAUCCCAGGACAACACUGCCAACCAGCAGCGUUCAACUAGCGGUUUCGGAUCUGGUCCCAGUGAUUCGGCCUUCUCCGCUUCUACCCCCCAGCAGGUGAGUCACGCCCAAUCCUUGUACUCUCAGGAUAACGAAUCUCACGUGCCUUCCCAGUCUCGCUAUGGCGGCGAAGCUCCCGGAUCAGGCCACAACACCCCUGCUCCUUCCAACAGCCAGGCUCCCUCUGCUGCUCCUAGUGCAGCAAUGCAUCAGCAGCCUCACUCUGGCUACAACCCUGCUUACCCCUACGGCCACCCCUACUACCAGAGCCCCUACCAUGCGGCUUACCAGAACCAGUUCGGCUACCAGCAGCCUGCCUACGGCAGUCCUUUCGGAGGUAAGGGCGGCAUGUACGGACAGCCUCAUGGCUAUGGCAUGAACUCGGGCUCAUCUUACGACCACUCAGCCUCACCCGCAAAUGCUGGAGGUUUCGGCGCACAGCCUUCGAUGCAGUCUCGUGACUCUGGCAUCAGCAGCGGUCUGGGCGACUAUGGUCGUUCUUCCGCCCAACCUUCGAACCUCAGCAGUGGAUUCGGUGGCAUGUCAGAGCCCUUCGGCCGUAGUCAGUCUGGUUACCAGGGCCAAUCUCAAGGCUACAGUCAGCAGCAGAGCACUGGUCAGGCCGAUGACUUGAAGCCUUUCGGAGAGUCUAAGACUAGCGGCCCAUCCCCUGGCCUUGGUCAACCUGGCAGACCUAGCUCGGCUGCCAACAGCGUCGGUGGACAGACUCCUUCGACCACAUUGCCCCCUCCUCAGAGCCACCAGGCCGGCUUUGGCGGAUACCCUGGCUUUAACAGCCAAUACGGACUCGGUGGUCUCGGCGGACAGAGCCACCAGCAACAGCAACAGCAGCAAGGCGGAUACGGCGGAUAUGGUAGCGGAUUUGGAAACUCAUACUACGGAGCACGUGGUGGUUGGGGCGGAAACUACGGUGGUCACUAA
Messenger RNA from Aureobasidium melanogenum CBS 110374, 2952 nucleotides. RefSeq lists its product as uncharacterized. NCBI's taxonomy places the organism in Eukaryota, Fungi, Ascomycota, Dothideomycetes, Dothideales, Saccotheciaceae. Gene Ontology annotation, cellular component: nucleus; cytoplasm. The transcript has a single exon. The record is from RefSeq and is a predicted model, not a curated record. Bases 1 to 2952 code for a protein of 983 amino acids. Gene Ontology annotation, molecular function: ubiquitin binding.